UGUCGCCGUUUAAAAAUUCGCCACAAAGGCAGGAGGCAAGAAAGCUCCGGUGAUUCCUUCUCCUCCCGGCGCUCUCCAACUACUUCCCGCUCCGUCUCAAUUUCGAGAUCCAUUUCGAUCCGUAACCGCCACUUCUGCGAGGUGAGAUUUGGAGAGAAACGAUGGGAAUCAUAGAAACAGGAACUGUAUCAGGUAACUUGCCGAGCAAGGAGACGUUUGUAAUGCACUACCCUGGUUAUCCAUCUUCUAUCUCCCGAGCCCUAGAGACUCUUGGAGGAAUCCAAGGGAUCACAACGGCAAGAGAGUCAACGUCGAACAAGCUUGAGCUGCAUUUUCGCCCUGAAGACCCUUAUGCACAUCCUGCGUGGGGAGAGAGACGUCCUUUUAAUGGUUUUCUGUUGAAAAUUUAUAAGGAGGAUGUUAAGAGAGUUCCUGAAACUCAUCCUGUUCUUGCCACUAGCGGUGCAUGCCCAUCUCUCUGUGCUGAUAUUGUAGCUCGUGUGUCUGAAUCGUAUUGCUUCGAUGGCAUGGUUGACUACCAGCAUGUUAUUCCUAUUCACGCGGAUGUAGCACAGCAGAGGAAGAGGAAAUGGAUGGAGGUGAAGCCGCUUGCAGGAAACGAUGAUCUCAUGGACAUGGCUGAUGAAGAUGUAAUGAUGUUAUUGCCGCAGUUCUUUGCACCCAAAGAUAUGCCAGACAACUUGGUGCUGAAACUUCCAGGAACAUCGGGUCCAAAAAAGAAAGAUGAGGCACCAACUCAAAACCUUUGUGAGGACGAUAUUGGCCCAGUAUUUGCAAUUGAUUUCAGUGUCAACGAGAUCCCAAAGGUAUUAAACUGGGAAGACUUCAUUGUUCCCAGCUCCGACCAAUGGCAAUGGCAAUCAGCAGUGUCUGCAUUGUUUGACGAGCGACCUGUGUGGACAAGAGAUUCCAUAGUCCAACGACUACUUGACAAAGGUCUUAAAUGCACACAUCACAUGCUAAACAGGUUUCUUCUUCGGUCUGCAUAUUAUUUCUCGGGUGGUCCUUUUCUUAGGUUCUGGAUUAAAAGAGGCUAUGAUCCACGGAAAGAUCCUGAGUCUCGUGUAUACCAGAGAAUGGAGUUCAGGGUUCCACCUGAAUUAAGGGGUUAUUGUGAUGCCAAUGCAAGUAACAAGUCAAAGCGAAGCUGGGAAGACAUUUGUGCUUUUAAAGUUUUCCCUUUCAAAUGCCAAACAUUUCUACAGCUAUUUGAACUUGAAGACGAGUACAUUCAGAGAGAGAUAAGAAAGCCUCCCAAGCAAACUACUUGUAAUUAUAAAACAGGAUGGUUCUCAGAAGCGCUGCUUGAUAAUCUGAGGCUCCGUGUAGCUGUGAGGUUUGUAUCUGUGUUUCCUGAGCCAGGUUUCGAAGAUGUAUUUAAAUCUAUUCAAGAUGAGUUUGAGAGGUCAGAGAAGACAAGAAUUCAGAAAGAUUCACUGACAUCUUGCAAACCAGAUCACCUCGAAAAAAUUAAAGGUGGGGAAGAUACGAAAAAGAAUAAAAACACAAACAAAGAGAAAGAGGUAUCAGCGGAUGAAGAUGCUGAAGACGUGGAUGAGGAGUACGAGGAACUCGAUGUGGCUGUAGAUGAUGAUGAUGAGAUAUCGUUAAGUUCGCAUGGAUAUGGUGAGAUGGAGAACAACAACUCGAGAACGUAUCUCCAAGGAUUGUUCGAUAGAUUUCCAAGCAGCAAACCAGCCUUGGAUGGUACUGAUAGCGAUGGAGAGUAUCAGAUCUACGAGCAAGAAUCAAACGCUUUGGAUGAUGAUGACGAAGAUGAUGGUGACGAUGAUGAUGAAUGAAGAUUUUGGAACAUAAUGUGUAUUUUCGUUGUAAUUAAGAGACUAGUAGAAGACACAAUCAGGUAUCUGUAAUGUAAGGAGAUAACGUAAGUGUAGAGUAACUAACUAAACUCAACAACAAGAAGACUAUGUACACACGACUACGUACGUGGUGAGUUAGCUCAAGAACACCGCCUGUAUCGGUGAAAACAAAAUUAAACUAUAUAUAAUCAAUAUGUUUGGAUCA
Brassica oleracea var. oleracea is the source of this 2049-nucleotide messenger RNA. RefSeq names its product general transcription factor 3C polypeptide 5. Gene Ontology annotation, biological process: transcription initiation at RNA polymerase III promoter. Lineage: Eukaryota; Viridiplantae; Streptophyta; Magnoliopsida; Brassicales; Brassicaceae. Gene Ontology annotation, cellular component: transcription factor TFIIIC complex. The record is from RefSeq and is a predicted model, not a curated record. The coding region runs from base 162 to 1823 and encodes 553 amino acids. The transcript has 15 exons.